GUGUGUGUGGACUGAAGCGUCAUUCUCCUCCUUUCUUCCUUCCAGUGAACGCGCAUCACUUGUGAAAAACGACGCUCGAGACCCAGAAGUUCCUUGUCUGUCGGCUCGGCUCGACCACUCGCUCCGCUCUCGCGCGUCAUUCUUCCGUUUUUUCCCGGGUUCAUGUUUUAACCUCAUCCUCACUUUCGUUUUUUUCUGGCUCGAGGACUCAGUCGGGUUGUGCUGCUAACACAGGGCGUAGCUGGAGAGGAUUUUGCUAGCUCGCCGCUGCACUGACUGACUAGAACUUGCUAUCUCCAGAACACCUGUAGACCUGUGGACAUCCUGUGAGAUUUAAGUCAGUCAGCCGUACCCUUCUGAGACGGACCACUACCACUCAAGGGGAGAUGAAGCCGGAUGGGGUUGUCACGGCAGCGCUGGAGCCAAUGGAAACGUUGGAAUCCAAUCCAGUAAAUGAGGCAGCACUGGCCGUGGGACAGGAGCCCAACCAGGCAGCCAGUCCAGAAGAGGACAAGAUGCCACAGCAGCCUGUAGGUGAGACCGUCCAGGUGGGACCCCAGGCAGACCAGGCCAAGGAAACCCCAGCUGCCAAGACCGGCAACAAGACUUCAGGAGACUCCAAAGCCAAGACUACAAACAAAGCUACGGCCAAGACAAAACCUGGUACCACCAACCCAACCAAGACCACAUCAGGCUCACGGCCCAACACAGCCCAGAGCCGCCUCUCAAAUGGCGUGUCUAAGCCCCAGACCAAUGGAGUGGCUAAGAAGACCCCGCCUGCUGCAGUCAAAAAGAGCACCCCAACCACGGCACCCUCCAAAAAACCAACAGGACCGGCCGCAGCCCCAGCCUCCAAAAGCAAAGUGGGCGAGAAGAAAGCCACAGGGGCUGUCCCUGCCACCGAUGGCACAAAGUCGAUGACCGGAACAGCAGCAGCAAAGAAGACGCCAUCCACACCUGCUAAUGGUGUCAAAACCAGCACCACUGCAGCAGCUGCUAGAAAGCCCCCAGCUCCCAAGCCUGCCUCCGCAACUCCCACCAAGCCUAGCUCUGCUGCCUCACCCAAGCCCCCUGUUUCUAAGACAACCAGGCCUACAACUGGCGCGUCAGCAUCACCUCGUCCUGCCACUGGCUCAACCCGGCCACCCACUACCAGCACAGCCAAACCUGCCACCCCUAAAACCUCCUCCACCGCUACCAAGCCUGCUGCCUCCAAACCAACCUCCACUACCCCCUCUGCUGGCAAACCAGCAUCACAAACAUCCAGAAACACAACCCCUGUGAAAAAAGAUGUUACCAAACCAGCCACCCCAGCAUCCAAAAAGCCUGCAGAGUCCCCCCUUACUCGCCCUUCCACUACAACGAAGUCUGCAAAACCUGAGACCCCAAAAUCUGCUUCAAAAUCAGAUGUCACCACCAAAAAGCCUACUGCUAGUAAGACUGCAGACACAAAGACACCCAACAGCUCCAAAAAACAAGACAGUAAGCCCACACCUUCCAAGGAUGCUUCCAAGACCCCUGGCUCCAAACCGGCUGCCACCAAGACCUCCAGCCCCAAGAAGACUGUGGGCAGCAGCACCCCAACUCCUGUGAAACGUGGCCCCAAAGCUGCAACAGUUGCAGAACCUGUAAAGGAAAUAACUGCUGCUGUAGCUGCUGCUGCAGCUAUUGCUGCGGCAGCAACUGUCAUUGCCGGACGAGAGGAACCAGAACCUCCUGCAGGAGCAGCUGUGGAGCAAUCUGCUGCACCAGAACUGAUGUCCAGCCAGACUGAAGCAGUACAAGAAAAAUCUACAGACCCAACACCAGAACCAGUCUCUGCACCAGUGUUAGAGCCCGUGCGAGAACCAACUCCAGAACCCCUACGAGAACCUACACCAGAACCCCUACGAGAACCUACACCAGAACCCGUACGGGAACUGACACCAGAACCCGUACGGGAACUGACACCAGAACCCGUACGGGAACCUACACCAGAACCCGUACGGGAACCUACACCAGAACCCCUACGGGAACUGACACCAGAACCCGUACGGGAACUGACACCAGAGCCCAUACGGGAACCGACACCAGAACCCAUACCAGAACCCAUACGAGAACCGACACCAGAACCCAUACAAGAACUGACGCCAGAACCUGUACGAGAAAUAUCUACAGAGCCCCUUCUAGAACCACUAUCUCAGCCAUCAGCAGAGCCAGGUCUAGGAGCUGAUCCAGUCCAUGAAGCAGCCUCCAAUGUUCAGAUGUCAGCUCAGAUGGACCUUUUCAAAUACGAGGAGUCUGCCAACGACUCAGUUUCUUCCCUGGGAACUACUGUCAUGUCUCCUCCUUGUUCCCCACCAGGCCCUGUUUCCCCCGUCAGAGAACCGCAUAAUGCCUCUUCUCUGCUGGACAUCCAGUCUGAUCCCUGGGACAGGAACCAGUCCCUGGCUCCAUCUGACUUUGCUCCGCAGAGCCUAGUCAAUAUGAUGAACUCCCAGACAGAAGAGGAAAAGGAGAAUAAAGAACAGUUUGAGGCACAGGAGAAAAUGGAGGAGGAUGAGGAGGAUGAGGAAGAUGAGAAAGAGAACCUGUUUAUGCCUACGUCCUCAGCUCCAUCUGCAGAGGCCUUCAGUAUGAUGGCACAGCCUCACUUGAUGGGUGCCUCGCCUGUGGAUGAUUUCACCUCCAGGCACCUGAUCUCCCCUCAUGAAAAAGAGGAGGCCCUGGAAAAGGCUGAUGAGGAGAUAAAUGAGGACGACGAUGAUGAGGAGGAGGAUGAAGAUGAGGAACAGAGGAGGCUAGGCCAUCUGCCAUCAUCCAUGGUCACUGACAUGAGCACAUCUCAGCCCUCUGAGGAGUUCCAAGUCAGGUCCUCAGCCUUUGGUGGUUCAGCAGGGUGGCACGGUGACGACCUGCUGUCUGGGAUGGACUCUGAGGAUGUGAGCAGCUGCACCAGCAGUCGGCAGCAGGGAGUCUCUGACCUCAGCAGCACCCAGCACACUGCCAUACUGGAAGGCACCCAGAGCUCAGACGCCCUGGUCGACUCGAGCCUCCGUGGCUCUGAGGGAGACGGUAAUCUCAUGGGUUCUCCCAACGUGGAAACCCUGGCCAACGAGGAAGAGGAAGAUGAGGAUGAAGAGGACGAGCGGGUGGAUGAUAUGGACCUGAGUUCAGAGAGAGCAGAGGAGCAUCAGAAGGUGUUCCAGCAGCAGGAGCACGAUGAGUACGAGGAGGACGAAGAUAUAGAGAUGCACAGCGAAGGAGUGACAGAGAGCUGUGGGAAUGUAGAUGAAGAUGACUUCAAUGAGGAGGAGCGUUUAGACAACCUCAAUCGCUCUGGUCCUCCACCAUGCGUCCCCCCUUCCCCCUCCUGGGGCCAGACCAACCCCUUCUCUGAUCCCUGGGCUCAACCAGCCUCACUGCGCACUGUCUCCUCCCCCAGCCCCGUUUCUGACCAUGGUGCAGCUGAAUCUGAAACGCCCACCCUGUCUCCUGCCCAGGCAUGUUUGGACAGGAGUGCCCCUUCCUUUGCUCCUCAGUCAGAGCAGGAGCCCCAGCAGCAUCAGUCAGCCCCAGAGGAGGCUGACGACGUCCUACUUGCUGCCCAAGCUGAAGGCAUGACCCAGCCCAGCACUCUGAGUGGCACAGCUCUGGCCGCCCAUAGCAGUAGUGAGACAAGCACACCGGAAGAGCUCCGCGACUAUGACAGCAGCUCUGGGGUGGAGUCCCGUUCAGACAAACAGCAGACCCCAGUGCCGGCUUCAGUCCAGCCUGACAUGGAGCAGGACCUGGGUAUUCACUUGGAGAAAGGUGAUGGAGAAGAGGAGGAGGCUGAGACACUCCCUGCCGAUGAGAUCCUAGGAACAGGGCCUCCGACUGCUCCAGCAUCCGCCCCGUCUUCCCCCUCCACCUCAGGAGACGAGGCCAGCGACACAGAGGGUGAGAUGCAAAUAAAUGACCCCGAAGCACCGGUGACGAUGGAUGAGAGUGCUGGAUUUGAGAGCCCUCCUCCAACCUGUAAUCUGCCCGCUCUUGAGGAGGAUGAGGAGGCGGCGGACGCAACAGCCGGAGAGGGCGAAGAGGACGGAGGUGGGGCCACGCCUCAGUCCGCCAACUCUGUGGCAUCUUACGGCUUCGACUGCACCACAUCCAACUCCAACGCCCACUCCAUGGCUGAGAGCUGCGGAAAGAGCCCAGGGAUCUUCUCGCUGGAGAAUGAGGAACAGCUGCCAGAGGAGGCCAAGGACCCCUCCCUCAUCAAGGAGCUGACGCUGACCUCAGCUGCUGCUGCUGCUGCUGCCCAGGCAGAGGACCUGCUGGGCAGACCCGUGGACCUGAUGCCUUUGGGUCACCCAGGGGAGAACCAGCCCAGUCUAGAUGAGCACCACUACUUGUUUGGGGGAAAGAUUGCAGCAGACCACCUGGAGGAGGUUGAUCCGUUGGAGCCCAGUCACCAUCUUGGGGCCCAGGAAUCUGGAGACACCGGUGACAGCCAGCCACCCUACUACUCUACCAUAUGUGAUAAGACUGAUAGUUUUCUGGCAGGUAACGUAUAAGUCCCUCCUAUUACCCCUGGAAUGCACCUUUUCCCCGCAACCCUCCCCCUUUACCUGUUGUUCGUUUUCUCUCCAGUUGGCUUAGAUGGCUUAGAAGAAAAAUAAAGGAGAGCAAGAUUGUAGGAAAAGAAAGAAAAAAAAAAAAGAACAAAUGAGACGGGGAAAAAAUGACUGUAGCAAUUUUUAAAUGAAGCCUCCCUCUUUCAUACUGUUAUGGUCAUGGUUAUGAGUGUAUGGCUGAAACUCCUUUAUGUACAAUAGCUACUACCAUUUUCUAGUAGUAUGUUCUUUUUAAGUAACACUGCAUACUCUGUAGCCCCUGAUGGGGUACUGACUGAUUGGUCCAAUGUGACCAAAAAAGAAAAAAACAAAAAACACAACAGAUGGAAUAAAAUGGACUCAUUGUGUAUUUAUCCUACUGUUUUUACCGAACAAAUGUCAAUGAUUUUUUUGUUUUGUAUUUGCUUUUUUGUUGGGGUUUUUUUCUGUUGAAACCUGGUCCUCCCUACCCUGUGUACACACGCUUCAUGUUCAACAGCACCAUAGCGAUAGUCAAAUGCUCCUUUUAAAAGUUUGUGUUCUUGAUUCAAGACUUUUUUAGCUAUCAAAAUAAAGGCUAGAUAUUAACACGGCUGUUUUGCCCUUACAGAUUUGUUGCGGUAGGUAUGGGAGUAUUAGAUUGCAGCUGGUGAAGUUUUUAAUGUGUGCUUCAAGAGGUGCUACGCUCUUUGCAUAGGUUGUUAAGGUAUAUAACGUGCAGUCACGUACAGUAUGUGUUUCAGGCAUUUGGUUUUAAGUGGCUAAGCUUUGAGCCUCAGUUAGCUGAUCAUUUGUGUUCCAGAAGAGACUAACUUACUAGCCUUUUAUUUGUGAUGAGACCCUGCAUUGUCCUUCAUCGCUAUCACAGUUGAGCUUUACGCUGAAACAUUUUCAUAGUGGGCGUUUGGUUUACUAUUUCAACAGUAUAUUGCAUGUUUAACUAACAAGACUGUGUACUACCUUGACUUUGAAACAAUUCUACACUAGACAUGUUCAUAAAUGAAUGGUUCACACUAGGUUAUCUUUCAAAAUUCCAUUAAAACAUCAUUGCAAGGCA
This is a messenger RNA of Micropterus salmoides (largemouth bass), 5634 nucleotides long. It is a transcript of the gene prr36b, whose product is annotated as cell surface glycoprotein 1. The transcript is spliced from 5 exons. Bases 387 to 4538 code for a protein of 1383 amino acids. Lineage: Eukaryota; Metazoa; Chordata; Actinopteri; Centrarchiformes; Centrarchidae. The record is from RefSeq and is a predicted model, not a curated record.